Molecule: messenger RNA, 1700 nt
Organism: Etheostoma spectabile (orangethroat darter)
Lineage: Eukaryota; Metazoa; Chordata; Actinopteri; Perciformes; Percidae
Gene: tmed1a
Product: transmembrane p24 trafficking protein 1a
Exons: 4
Coding region: 251-949 (232 amino acids)
Source: RefSeq, a predicted model, not a curated record
UGUGCAUUGCACUUUGUCACCCCACCUCAGUUUUGCAUGUGGCUGCAGUUCAGACUGCAGAGCGCUAAUGGUCUGUACAGAUAGUGCUACAAUUAUUCAGCUCUGGUCAAGGAACUUUACUGAGAGGUUAUUUUCCAACCGUCGGAGUAUGAGAGUCAGCAAUUACAGAUAUACAGAAAACCUGCUUCAUCGUGCAUGUGUUACAUAGAACAAAGUUGCUCUAAGUUGGUGAAAGUGGAUUACAUGGACUAUGCACUGUGAGUGGAGGAUGAUAAGUGUGUCGGCUGAGCUCUGUUUGCUGGCAUGUUUAAUUCUGACUGUGGACUUGACUUUGGGUUUGGGGCCAAAGAAAGACAUGGAGUUUACAUUUCUAUUAUCUGCUGGCAGCACAGAGUGUUUUUACCAAACUACAGCAAAGAACGACAGCAUGGAAGUUGAAUACCAGGUGAUAGCUGGGUCAGGUCUGGAUGUUGGCUUUGCCCUCAUUUCACCCAACGGAUACCGGCUGGUCUCUGACUUCAGAAGAUCUGAUGGUAUUCACAUGGUGGAUCUCACAGAGGGUGGAGACUACCGGUUGUGUUUUGACAACAGCUUUAGUAAACUCUCAAAGAAGAUGGUGUUCUUUGAGGUGGUUAUAAAUGGUCAGAGCAGUGCAGGUGGAGGCCAAAAUGAGUGGGCGGAUGUGGCCACAACAGAUAGCAUGUUGGAGUAUAAACUGGAGGACAUCAGGACGAGGAUGGACUCUGUGUACGAGCGCCUGGAGAGGAGCCGUCAGGUCCUCACUGUGCUGCGGACCUUUGAGGCAAAGGACCGCUACCUUCUGGAGGACAACCUGUGGCAGGUGUCCUUUUGGUCCUGCCUCAACCUGCUUGUCAUGCUCACCGUCGCUGUCACUCAAAUCUACACCCUUCAACGCCUCUUUGAUGACACAAAGCGGGUCUGCACAUAGUCACAAAAACUACCUCCAGCCAAGAAAGCGCAGCACUUGCACAUGCCUAACCUUGUAAAUCUGAAAAACCUUUUACAGUCUAUACCCUAACUGACAUGUGCCCUGGGGACCUAAUUUAAAGGGAUAGUUCACACUUUUGGAAAACUGAUUCAUCAUUGAUGUUUUUAAAUUCCAGUCCCAUGGUAAUUAUUUAUACAGUACUGCAAUACAUACAUAAAUACACACACAAAUACUUGCCGCCAGUGGCACCCACAGACAUUUUUAAAAGGGAUGUCCAGAUUGGGCCACUGAAAUAACACCAAAACCAAAAGCCUGAAUUUCUGAAAUUCUAUUAUGCUGAUAUAGGCUGGUUCAAAAGAGAGUUAAGGCAUUGCAUACUGAUACACUUUAAGUUUGUAUUUUGCAGUUGUUUCUUUUAUCCAACGUGCAGACUAAUUCCAAUACAAUUCGACAUCAAUGCUUAUUUACUGUGUUAUGUAUCCACGUCAGGCAAUUUGUUGUUCAUCUAUUAGGUUAGUUGUCCAUUUCUUUGAAAAAUGCAUAUGCAGUUCCCACUACUUGCCGCACCAAUAUCUGUUAAUGUCAUUGGGGAACCUAUAAAACCACAGCUGUUCUGACUAGAAUCUUGUUUAAUUGAAUUUCAAAAUACAUUUUGCAUGAACAUUUAGGACCCUAGGCUAUGUUUUAUCAAACCAAAACAAACAAAAUAUCGGAACACCCACCUACGGAGUAUACUUUUUUUUAUUUAACU